Messenger RNA from Panicum virgatum (switchgrass), 1381 nucleotides. Its product is annotated as protein LEAD-SENSITIVE 1-like. The transcript has 2 exons. The record is from RefSeq and is a predicted model, not a curated record. NCBI's taxonomy places the organism in Eukaryota, Viridiplantae, Streptophyta, Magnoliopsida, Poales, Poaceae. The coding region runs from base 75 to 647 and encodes 190 amino acids.
CACCCCAAAUGAAAGUUGUAUCCUUUGAGUAAAUUUCUCUGGGCGGAGUAGGUUGCACAUUUUUCGUUAUAUAUAUGGACAUCGACAGGGUGACAUUGUGGUCAAGAAGUAUAGAACGGUGGCAGCUCAGACCCGGUGAUCACAUCUACGCCUGGUUCGGUUUCGGUGUCUACUCGCAUCAUGGAAUCUACCAAGGUGACGACAAGGUGAUCGACUUCACCGUCGAUGCGCAGUCCGGCGGCUCCGGCCUCAGCGUUUCAGCGUCCUCCUCCUCCUCCUCCUCGGCUGGAGGCGGUGUCAGGUGCUGCAGCCUUCUUGGCAGCUUCCUAGAAGGACAUGAUAUUCGCCUCUUCGCCUACUCGGUGCCAUGGUGGUUCUAUAAAGCCAGCAUUGGUAAUGGUUUUCAAGACACCUGCUCCAUGGAAGAUGCAGACCCCCCCGAGAGGGUCUUGCGCCGCGCCGACUACCACCUCAACCACGGCUUCGGCAACUACAACCUUUUGCUCAGAAACUGCUUCGACUUUGCCUUUUACUGCAAGACAGGGCACCUUUACUAUUCACUACUAGACAUUGUAGAUGACUCUUUAGGUGAUAGCCCCUCAUUUUCGUCAGACCUGGGCAGAGUUAUUCGUCGAUGGUUCUUUUGAUAAUUUUAGGCUUGUUUAGAUCUUUACCCGUAAAUCUCGUAAACACAAAAAAAACAUCACAUCGAAUGUUUUACACUUGCAUGGAGUAUUAAAUGAAGUUUAUUUACAAAACUUUUUGCAUGAAUGGGCUGUAAAUCGCGAGACGAAUCUAACGAGCCUACUUAAUUCAUGAUUUGCAACAGGGAUGCUACAGUAACCAUCCGCUAAUUAUGGAUUAAUUAGCAUCAUUAGAUUGGUCUCGCGAUUUACAACUCAUCUAUGCAAAAAGUUUUGUAAAUAGACUUAAUUUAGUACUUCAAAUUAACAAGAUUCCAUCGUAAAUUUUUUUUGCGUUGGAACUAAACACGGAUUAUUUUAUUUACUUUUGUACAACCUUACGUUCAAUUACUGCUUCGACUUUGCCUUUUAUUGCAAGACAAGACGCCGUACGUUAUCGUUUAAAACUAGAGUAUCUUUUCGCAAAAAAAAAAGACAAACUAGGCAUGUACAAUCAUGUAGACAUAGCCAUACGGCUCUUGUCUACCAUAUCAUAUAGUACUUGUCUACCAUAUCAUAUGGGUCUAGUAUUUGGUGUCUAGUACUAACACAGACACCUUAUACUUGAGCUGGUGUCUAGUAUUUGGUUGGUUGUGUGCAAACUGUCUAAUGUAUUCAUGAUCAAGUAUAUAUAAAUAAGAAAGUUGUAUGUUAUUUUGUUACAGACUCAAAGAAAUAUAUAUGGCAAGUUGGCAACA